AACACGACUACCGACUAAAGACGAAACGAAACGAAACGACGACCGACGACAUGCGACCUGAGAUGCCGGAAACUUAAAAACUCAUAACUAAUCCUCAUAACUCAAAACUUCACCCGAAACAGGAAAUGUCGCGCUUCCUUCCCGAUUGUUUCGCAAUUUCCUAGCAUAAUAAUAAAAACAGUGAUGCAAUGGGCUGUGGGGAGGAAAGGGCAAUAUAUUCAAACAGUUAUUUCUCAAGUUUUUGAAAAGUAUACUGUUCAUUUGUCUUGUAGUAGAUCAGUAGUAUCAAUAAUAUGAAGGUCUAUUCUUUUCAAAAUGUUUUAGCAACCAUUGUGUGCUUAAGUAAUGUAGUUUUGGCAGGUGAUACUGCUCCGUUUAAAUUGGAAUUUGAAGUUAAAAGAGCUAAUUCCAAACGGGAAUUAAGAUUACAAGAUGAAAAUUAUGAUCAUUCACCUCGAUUAUUAGCAAAAAGAGAUGGUAAUGGUUAUGUUAAUAUGGAAAUUCUGAAUCAACAAACCUUUUAUUUGGCAAGUUUAAAAGUUGGAUCUAAUCAAGAUCCUGUAGGUGUAUUGGUCGAUACUGGUUCUUCUGAUUUAUGGGUUAUGUCUCAUGAUUUAACAUGUGUACAAUUGGAUCAAUCAGGAAACUCAAAGAGACAAACUAUAUUCGAAGAAUUAGAUGAAGGUGAAAAUAUUGAUGUGAAUUGUCUCUUUUCAAAAGAUUUUGAAAUUGAAAUUGAAAAUGAUAAAAGUAAUAAUGUUAAUGAUAUUAUAGAAGUUGAAGAGCCUGAAAUUAUAAACGAUGAAAUUGAAGAUAUAAACAAAAGAGAUACUAAUAAUUGGUGGCCAUUUGGAGGUAUUGGUGGUUCUGCUAUUCCUUCCGGUGUAUCAGUUUAUACAAUUUACUAUACUGGCGGAGGUGGUAAUCCUGGAGUUGGAGGUGGAUAUCCAACUCAAACUCAAGGACUUGGAACUCAAGGUCAAGCUCCUACUACUAAUACAUGUACUCAAUAUGGUUCAUUUAAUACUGGAAAUUCAGAUACUUGGCAAAAAAAUAAUACUGUUGAUUUUGAAAUUCAAUAUGCUGAUAAUUCGGAAGCCUUUGGAGUUUGGGGUACUGAUAAUGUAUUGGUUGGUAGUACGAAUGUUACUGGUUUAUCAUUAGCAGUUGUUAAUACUACUAGUUCUGAUGUUGGAGUUUUAGGUAUUGGUUUACCAGCUUUGGAAGUAACUUAUGCCAAUAGUGUAGGAACUAGUGGAUAUACUUAUUCCAAUUUACCUUUAAGAUUAAAAAAUUUAGGUAUUACUAAUAUUAAUCUUUAUUCAAUUUAUUUAGGAAGAGCUAAUGAUGCAGGAGGUAAUGUAUUAUUUGGAGCUAUUGAUAGAGCCAAAAUUUCUGGUAAUUUGACUACUUUACCAAUUAUUAAUACUUCAGGAUUUAAUCAAGCUGUUAGAUCACAAGUUGUACUUAAUUCUGUUUCUUUCUCUAAUGGUCAAACAAAUGAAACUCUUAAUGCCAAUACUUAUGCCGCUAUUUUAGAUACUGGUACUACUUUAUCAUAUUUCCCAACUAGUUUAUUACAAAAUUUGGCUGCAGCAUUAGGAGGUAGUUAUAGUAAUUCACUUGGAGGUUAUGUUGUUCCAUGUACUACAGAUCCAAACGCCGUUGUAUCAUUUAAUUUUGGAGGAUUUGUAUUAAAUAUUCCAUUAGGUAAUUUAUUACUUCCUGGUACAUCAUCAGUUUGUAUUUUGGGAAUUUUACCUCAACAAGAAACAUAUUUAUUAUUAGGAGAUAUUGUAUUAAGAAAUGCUUAUUGGGUUUAUGAUUUAGAUAAUUUGCAAAUUAGUGUUGCCGAUGUUAUUUUCACUGAUGAUGAAGAUAUCGAAGUUAUUACUCUGACUAUUCCUGGAGCCAUUAAAGCUGCUGGUUAUAGUGCUACUAGUGUUGGAAAUACCAUUGGUCUGCCAAAUCCUACAGCUUUAUCUUUUGCUACUGGUGCAUUAACUGGAGUUAAUGUUAAUACUGGAGCUGCCACCACUCCUACUGGUAGUUUUACUGGUAUUGGAGUUACUAAUAAUGGUAAUGCUAAUAAUUCACCAACUACUCAUGCUACUUCCGGAUCAAGUACAUCGACAUCUUCUAGUUCUACUUCAACUGGUUCAAGUGGGCAUUCAAGUUCAGGAGCCAAGACUUCAGGAGUUUCUUAUGUUGUAAUUCUUUUACUUGGUGGACUUUUCUUUACAUUGGUCUAGAUGGAUAUUAAAACGUUUUUGUUAUUUAUAUUUAUAUAUUAUUUAUAUACUAUUAUACAUCAUAAAUACGUAUGCAUUAUGCGUGUUACAUAUGUGUUAACUGUCAGAUGUGUGUUGACUGUCAGAUAUGUGUCUUGUAUAUUAGAGAUCUUAUCUGUAUAUGUAUUAUAUAUGCCUUAUACUGUAUGUGAUACAGGUUAUGUGAUACAUCAUUGUUACACUGUUUUAUAUACUUUAUAUUAUUAUUUAUUACACAUUAUUAUUAUAUAUUACUUAUAUUAUUAUAUUUUAUAUUUUAUAUUUUAUAUUUUAUAUUUUUUAUUUUAUAUAUCACUUAUCUAUAUUAUUAUUAUAUUACUUAUUAUUUAUUAUA
Molecule: messenger RNA, 2625 nt
Organism: Scheffersomyces amazonensis
Lineage: Eukaryota; Fungi; Ascomycota; Pichiomycetes; Serinales; Debaryomycetaceae
Product: pepsin-like aspartic protease
Exons: 1
Coding region: 294-2252 (652 amino acids)
Biological process (GO): proteolysis
Molecular function (GO): aspartic-type endopeptidase activity
Source: RefSeq, a predicted model, not a curated record